AUGUGUGGCGGCGGUGAUGGCGGCGGCGGCGAGCCGAGACCUUUCUCUGGUGUUCGGUUCAGGCUAGCAGGAUUCAGUACCGAGGUGGAGAAAAGGUAUGCUCUUGCCUUGGAGAAUGGAGGAGGUGCACCAUCAAUGUUCCUCGGCAUGGGAUCAGACUGCAGUCACCUAAUAGUUUGCACUUGUACUGUUGAUAAGCAUCAUGAAUGGUGUGAGAAAGGCGCGAAAGGGAACUGCAUGAUCGUCAAUGAUUUGUGGCUUGACCACUGCAUCCGUGGAGGCGCGCUUGUUCCUACAGAGAAAGUAUGGGUAUUUUUCUAUAUUGCAUCUAGGCAGAUUGAACCUGAGAGCAAACCAAGUUGCAGGCUUGAUGAGUAUCUCAAAUCAGAACACAUAUCAAUUCUUGGUCCAAUUGACUCCAGCAAUAACAGAAGAAGCAAUGCUGAAGGGAACGUGGAGAUGAAUGAAACAAGGGCUCCCAUUUCUAUGAGAUUCAGUACGCCAACGGGCGGACCAACCCAUUCGAGCACAUAUAGGCUUAGCAAAUCCACAGGUGACAAGAAUAGGAUGGUUAAGACUGAGCCUGAGAGCAAACCAAGUUGCAAACGGUCUCUGGAGUUUAAUUCACAUGAGACACCUGUUGAUGAAUAUCUCAAAACAGAAGACCGGAUCGAGUCGGUUCAAUAUCCCUUCUGUUCAAUCCCUCGGGACUUAGCUUCUCCUAUCUCGAAGCGGGUUUUGAUGAAAGCUUACCUGGAAGUUGCACGUUCCCACAAUGCUAAUGAAUCGUUUGAAGGCAUCUUCAGCUGGAAAAAUUUCUUGGUAUCAGAACAAAGUGAGAUUCUUAAGCUUGUUGGGGUACGGGCAGUUCCUCUUACACCGGACGGGCGAAAAGCAGACGGGAAAAAGUUUGCCAUGUUGGUUCGAGGACUCUUUGAUGAUGGACUCCCAGAAGAUCUGAAGGGGUGGCUAAAGAAUAUGGAGCAAGGAUGGGAAGAUGCCCUUCUUCUAAACCACAUUUACAUGAGAGACCGAAGAUCAACUCUUGGCGAAUUCCUCAUGAUGUACCAUUGUCUGCUCGGGUUGGAGGGCUAUGACUCCACCAAGUACGAAGCCUUCGUCAAAUCGUUAGCCACAUAUAAUGCUUGGCACCAUAAUGGAUUCAAGUAGUCCGUUCUAAAAGAAAAUAAAGAUUACAAGAAGUCCAAUCACGAGAGCAAUCGGCACAAGAGAACAAGAUGUGAAGAAGAAGAACCCAAGAAGAAGAACAAGGAAAGCCCUUCUAAGAAGACAGUCAAAGGUGUCCUUAAAUGUAUUCGAAAUACUUGGGCUCACCCUGCUGAUAAAGAUCAAGAAUAUUUUCUAGCCAUCAUUCUUGGUGAGUACCCUGAGCUUCUGCCAGACGUCCAGUUGGCGCUGUACAUCUCGGGCUUCUACGGACAAGCAUAUAGCAUCAAGCAGUUUUCUUGAGCCAGAGUAGAUGCAGCUAGAUAGCUGGUUGAUUUCAAAGAAUAGCUUAUACACAUACGUAUGUACAGUCACAUAGAAACGUGUACUAGAUAUACAGUCUAGAAACAACAUGAGGCUUAUGGAGCUUUUGAAAUUUUGGAUCCCUUGGUGGGUUAUAUUGAUUGUGACUGACGAUAUGGAGUUAACAUUUUUUUGUUGAUAAUCAGAUUGUCUCUGUUAAAUUU
This is a messenger RNA of Brachypodium distachyon (stiff brome), 1694 nucleotides long. RefSeq lists its product as uncharacterized. Lineage: Eukaryota; Viridiplantae; Streptophyta; Magnoliopsida; Poales; Poaceae. The transcript has 4 exons. The record is from RefSeq and is a predicted model, not a curated record. The coding region runs from base 1 to 1170 and encodes 389 amino acids.